AAUAAACUUCCCCCACACCUCUUUCACUUCAACCCAUCUAAACGACACCAUUCCUUUUUUCUCUCUAUUCAACCAUGGCUUUUAAGAAAACCCUAGCCCAGCGCCUCCUCAACAUCACCAAAAUCUCCAAUUACCGCAUUUCCUCCUCCGUUCGUUCUCCCAAUCCGGCCAAACCUGACAUUGCCCCGGAUCCCGGAGAUAGCGGAAUCUUCCGCCGCUUCCUCCACAAGAGGCCAGUCUUCUCCUCGGAGCUUCGACAGCCGGCUGCCGGAUCCAUCCUCCACCGCCUCCGGGAGAUGGACAUUGCACGGAGCCGGAUCCGGUUGGACGGACUCACUCCACCGGAAAAACAAGAAGUGGGGGCCAAAGAUGUGAGGAAGGUGCUCAGAGCCAUUCAAAUAGAAACAGUGAAAUCCAAGUUACGGAAAAUUCCGGAGAGUUGCAUACCUUACUCGGAUUUCAUGCGAAUGUGCGUGGAGGGUUGCUCCGAUCCGGAGCAAGCGAGGAGCAUCGCGCAGAUGCUGGACGAUUCAGCCUCUGUUAUCAUCUUAGGCGAUGUCGUUUUCCUCCGACCUGAACAGGUAGCAAAAACCAUUCAGUCUAUCCUACCUCUAGCAGGAGCAAGGACUAUUGAGUCAGAAAGAAAAGAGUUGGAAGAAAUGGAGAAAGUAAAAGCAGCAAUUGACGAGAGAGCGAACACGUUGGUUCGACGGGAACUGUGGGCUGGGUUGGGGUUCCUAGUGGCACAGACAUUAGGAUUCAUGAGACUCACAUUUUGGGAACUAUCUUGGGAUGUGAUGGAACCAAUAUGCUUCUAUGUUACUUCCAUGUACUUCAUGGCUGGCUACACCUUCUUCGUCAGAACCUCCAAAGAGCCUUGCUUUGAAGGCUUCUACCAAAGCCGUUUCACCAGCAAGCAGAAGCGUCUAAUGAAACUUCACAAUUUUGACAUUGACAGGUAUAAGGAACUCAAGGCUGCUGCUGCACCAUCGCCACCCUCUUUCCAGAUUGAUACAUCAUUUGCUAUUCAACCAUUUCAGCAAUUUCACAAAAACUUGUAGUGACUACUAUAAUAAUCAUCCCUUUCCCUUUCCCUCUCUCCACCAAAUUAAGGGGAAUCAUUCUCCACCUUUUCUUCUCCAUAUCAGUCCUUCCCAAAACCAGAGACAAAAAAAAAGAUAAAAGAUAAAAAAUGUUUUAUGAUCAAGAUGACUUAGCAUUAGGUGCGGCUUGGUGUACAAUAUAUGCAGAGUGGUUUUUU
Molecule: messenger RNA, 1261 nt
Organism: Vigna umbellata (rice bean)
Lineage: Eukaryota; Viridiplantae; Streptophyta; Magnoliopsida; Fabales; Fabaceae
Product: calcium uniporter protein 3, mitochondrial-like
Biological process (GO): calcium import into the mitochondrion; mitochondrial calcium ion homeostasis
Cellular component (GO): uniplex complex
Molecular function (GO): uniporter activity; calcium channel activity
Source: RefSeq, a predicted model, not a curated record